Messenger RNA from Ylistrum balloti, 4191 nucleotides. Its product is annotated as chitin synthase chs-2-like. The coding region runs from base 1 to 4191 and encodes 1396 amino acids. The transcript has 17 exons. The record is from RefSeq and is a predicted model, not a curated record. Gene Ontology annotation, molecular function: chitin synthase activity. NCBI's taxonomy places the organism in Eukaryota, Metazoa, Mollusca, Bivalvia, Pectinida, Pectinidae. Gene Ontology annotation, cellular component: cell septum; cell periphery.
AUGACCGGAAUGCACAGAUCUGCUAGGGCAGUUGGUUACAGGAGCAGUGUAGCUUCUAGCGGAUACCACUCUGUGCCAAUCAAUAUUAAUUCACAGUCAGAUGUACCUGCAAAGGAUGACAGAUUUUGGGAUGUGUUUGAGAUGGACGGACCUUCAGAUGUACGAAGAGGAAUGAGAACAUACAUAUGGUGUAUCCGUGUUCUGAAGGUAGUGGUUUACAUUUUGUUGAACCUCUCCUUAGUACUGUGUACGGUUGGUCAGAGACUUACGCUCUUAACGCUGAUACCGCAGGGAAAGAGUCUUGACAAAUACCAGUGCCAUCUAAACGGGACUUUCUCUGCAAGUUUGACUGAGCGAUUAAGCAACAAUCUGCUGCUAUGUCUCGGAAUAUGUUUACCAUAUAUGUUGGUAUUCUUAACUGGACUCUGGAAAUACCUGUUUGGGAAAACGGAACAACCUUCUGUUCUUCUCACCUUAAAGGUUUUGGUUUUGGAGACAAUACCCACAGCCGGGAUAGCGUUUUUCGUCUACAUAAUGCUACCUAACUUUAAUAUGAUUACUGGAACGGCUGUACUUAACGCGUGCUGUCUGUUACCCGGAGUAUUGAAUAUGGUAUCUCGGUUCAAUUGUAUAAAUACAGAACCGAUGCAGGUCACAUCGUUACGGACGUGGAUGCCACGAUUACUUGACGGAGUAGCAUUACUCUUACAACUUGGGUUUAUACCAUAUAUGUAUCUAACCGACGUGUAUCUGUCCGAUCAUGCUGCAGACAUGAUAGGUUUAAUGCUAACUAUUGCGGCAUGUUCCUUCAUGUGCUGGGAGAAUUUUUUUGAAGAUUUCGAAUGUUUAAAUAAAAGAAUAAAAAUUACGGAUAAAAACAGACCAUUUUUAAUGAUGGUAUCUUCAGUGAUCAAAAUCAGUGUAACGUUUGUGAUCAGUGUUACAGCGACGUCUAAGGAUUUAGGAAACUACAAGGAUAUACUGCCAAAUGCAUUCAGGAACCUUUGGGCGGAACGCAUGUUUUUCGAUUCAUAUUUCCUUGGUUUUAUAUUUUCGUCAUUUAUCGGAUACCAUGUAGCCUAUACUGCAUGCAAAUUAAAUAUGCAGAUAUUUUCUUUCUCGAUACCAUUAUUGAUAACAACCCCUACCUCGCUACUCUUUCACUACUUAAACGCCGAAACUAAAAUCCCAGUAUUUGACCUACAACGCCUAAACACCGUUUGCGAGUUUUCAACGCACUGGCAAGACUAUAUGCCGUAUCUUUUGAUCCUGUCACUUUACUGGAUUGGGAGACAUGUUUGGACUCCACACAUGGAACGAAUGGCAAAGAUUGAAGCAUUGUUCGUGGCACCAACAUACUGCGGUGUGCUGUUCGAGCAACAUUUAGUACUGAAUAGACGGCGUCACGAUCAGAAAAUGGGAAAAAGUCCUGAAAGUUUAUACAUGAAUAAUAUACAUUUAGAGGAGGGCCAAACUGAAAAAUCUUCCAAAGAGCAGAGUAUAACAAAACCUGUUAUUUACGCAUGCGCGACAUUAUGGCAUGAAACUCCAAGGGAAAUGACACAACUUAUGAAAUCUCUCUUUGUGAUGGACUUGGAUUUUUCCACUAGACAAGCAGCAGACGAUUCCUCUGUAGAAACGUAUGAGUUCGAAAGUCAUAUUUUAUUCGAUGACUCGUUUGAAUACGAUGAGGGAGACAGGAGGGUGCCAAACAAGUUCGUUAAACAGUUUGUAGGAUUGUUAACAGACGCAGCUAGUGCCGCUCAUGGAACUAAAAUUGAAAUUGACGACCCCGUUAAGAUUGAGACUCCAUACGGCGGCCAGCUGGUAUAUGGUCUGCCCGGUGGUAGUCUCCUGUACGUCCAUCUCAAGGACAAGAAUUUAAUUCGUCACAGGAAGAGAUGGUCACAGGUGAUGUACAUGUACUACCUGCUUGGUUUUCGUAUAGGACAGAACAUUGACUCCAAAAAAGAUAAGUCUAUCACAGACAUAUCUAGACUUGUAUUCCAAAAGACCUUCAACACAUUUAUCUUGGCCUUGGAUGGUGAUGUAGAUUUUACUCCCGACGCCGUUCGCAUGCUACUGGACAAGAUGAGGAAAAAUCACCAAGUGGGCGCCUCGUGUGGAAGAAUUUACCCCAUAGGAAAUGGACCUAUGGUUUGGUAUCAAAAAUUUGAGUAUGCUGUGGCUCACUGGCUUCAAAAAUCUACUGAACACGUCUUGGGAUGUGUUCUGUGUAGUCCAGGUUGUUUCAGCUUGUUCAGAGGAUCUGCUCUCACGGACAAGAAUAUCAUGCGGAAAUAUACCAUUCUUCCCUCAGAGGCUGUACAUCAUCUCAUGUACGAUCAAGGGGAAGACCGCUGGUUAUGCACGUUACUGCUGAAAGGGGGCUACCGAGUGGAUUAUGCGGCAGCCGCAGAUGCCUACACGUUUGCUCCUGAAGGUUUUGACGAGUUCUUCAAUCAGAGAAGAAGAUGGAUGCCAUCUACCAUGGCCAACAUCAUAGAUCUGUUACAGGAUUCAAACGACACUGUGAAACGGAAUGACAACAUUAGUAGGCUUUAUAUCUUAUACCAGGGAACACUUAUGCUUUCAACAAUGAUCGGACCCGCAACUGUGCUGAUGAUGAUUGCUGGCGCUAUACUUACUGUGUUCCAAGUUGAGUUGAUGCAAUCUUAUCUGAUAUCGUGUCUACCAGCGGCAGCAUUUUUCUUUCUUUGCUUCUGGGUCCCACAGAAAUUACAGUUAUUUCUUGCAAAGCUUCUCAGUGCAUUUUAUAUGCUUAUUAUGACUGUAGUACUGGUGGGAUGUAUAGUAACGGCAGUGGAGGAAAACCCUUUCCAUCCAAGUGUCAUAUUCCUCGCAGGAUUGAUGUUGAUUUUCAUUUUCGCUGGUAUCCUUCAUCCAAUGGAUCUAGGCUGUCUUAUGUUGGGAACACUGUAUUUUAUCGGAUUACCAAUGGGUUUCCUGCUUUUGGUCAUAUACUCACUGUGCAAUCUACAUGUGGUAUCCUGGGGAACAAGGGAGGUCAGCAGUGUUAACAAGUCUAAAAAGGAAUUGGAGGAAGAAGCGGAGCAGGCAAGACAAAAUGAGCUAAACAGGAGCCGUGGGUUUUUCGCGAGGUUCUUUCCGGAUGUUCAAGUCUUAACAUUACUUGAAGAAUGGCGCCAGAAAAAGAAAAAAGAUGACGAAACAGCAACCAUUAUCAAGGAGUUGAGCUUGAAAAUUGAUAAUUUGGUAAAUGCGUUGGGGACUAAGAAAAGUCAUACUGGAGUGAUGUCACCGAGCACCAACAAUUCGCAGAAUUCCACAAACACCGAGGAAUCAGAUUUUAAGAACAAUACCAGAACAAUCAACCAUGCUGCCCGACAUCCAAGGAAUACCCCGCAUUGGACAACACUUAAAUGGUUAGGUAGUGAUCAGGGUAUGGAGUUACAGGCACCAGAAAAAAAGUUUUGGGAGGAGUUCAUCGAAAAGUAUCUUGCGCCUUUAGAUGCCAACUCGAAGAUACAGAAAGAAAACCAGGACAAAUUGCUUGACUUGCGUAAUGGAGUCUGUGGUGGGAUUUCCGUUAUCAAUGUUAUUUGGAUUGCAGUAAACUUCAUGUUUCAACUCCGUGGACCAGGACUUGUUUCUAUUCCAAUCCCGUCUCUGUGGGGCGGAGAGGAUCAGAGACAAGAAUACCUCCAAGUGGACGUAAUAGGAAUUUCAUUCGUCUUAUUCUUCAUGAUACUGAUGCUUAUACAGUUCUGCGGGAUGGUGAUGCACAGAUGGGGCACCAUGCUACAUUUGUUAGCAUUUACCGAACUGAUUUGGCCAUGGUCAAAACCAGCAUUGGAAGAGAAAAGAGAACAGUUUUUAACCGAAUUAAGUGAAGGGAAUAAGCUACAGCACCAGUAUGAAUCCAUUCGAGACCUUAGUAAAUCCGAGAAACGAGAAAAAUUAAAAGAGAUUAUUAAGCAUAUUCAGAAUAACGGUACAAAGCCCGUAGAAACAACACCAAACAAAAGUAUAGCUGAAAGGACCAAGAUCCUUAACCAAACACUACGUGCUAGAAAAAACACAUUCAAUCAGCCAGAAGUAGGAACAGCUGAUUAUAACUUACGGAUGACCAUCAGUCAAGUCCGAAAACGAUUAGGUAAGUCAGGACUCCAAAAUGACCCAUAUGAUCCCAUUCCAGAUUACGAUUAA